AUGUCAGUACUGUCUGCCGACAUUCACGCUGAGCUGGCGCAGAUGCUCCAAGGCCUUCAGUCCGCCGACAACUCUAUCCGGUCGAGAGCCGAGGAGCACCUUCAAAGUAACUGGACUGUCACACGCCCGGAAAUUCUUCUCAUGGGUCUCGCCGAACAGAUCCAGGGCGCUGGAGACGAACAGACCCGAUCCUUUGCCGCUUUGCUAUUUCGACGAAUCUCCUCCAAGACCCGAAAGCUUGAGAACGGACAGACCGUCGAUAUGUUUCUUGCAAUUGCCAAAGACCAGGCCGCCGUCAUUCGCCAGAAGCUACUAGAAACACUGGGCAGCGAGACGGACAGAGCCGUACGCAACAAAAUUGGCGAUGCAGUUGCGGAAAUUGCGCGCCAGUACAAUGAAAAUGAAGAUCGUUGGACUGAGGUGCUCCAGGCACUCUUCCAGCUCACACAGGCACCCGAGGCUGACAAACGCGAGACGGCUUACCGUGUGUUUGCCACCACUCCCGACGUCAUCGGCCAAGAUCAGACCGAUGCUGUUCUCGUUGCCUUCCAGAAAGGAUUCAAGGAUGACGCAGUCAAUGUCCGUCUUUCUGCAAUGGAUGCUUUCGCUGCUUUCUUCAGAAACAUCGACAAAAAGAGCCGAACCAAGUACUCGGCCUUGAUACCGGAUGUUCUUAAUAUCCUCCCGCCCAUCAAAGACUCCCAAGAAUCCGACCAUCUCAGCAAAGCUCUCGUCGCGCUCAUUGAAUUGGCUGAGAUUGCCCCCAAAAUGUUCAAGCAGCUUUUCCAAAACCUAGUCCAGUUUUGUGUCUCUGUCAUCCAGGACAAGGAACUUGACGACGUCUGCCGACAGAACGCUCUUGAGCUUAUGGCCACAUUUUCCGAAUACGCCCCUUCAAUGUGCCGAAAGGACCCUUCGUUCGCGUCUGACAUGAUUACCCAGUGUCUGAGCUUGAUGACGGAAAUCGGUGAAGACGACGACGACGCUGCGGAGUGGCUCGCCUCUGACGAUCUGGAUCAGGACGAAAGCGACCAAAACCACGUUGCUGGAGAGCAAACUAUGGAUCGACUUGCCAAUAAAUUAGGCGGACAGGCUAUUCUUGCGCCCACGUUCAACUGGCUACCCCGUAUGAUGCAGUCGGGCUGGAAAGACCGACAUGCUGCUUUGAUGGCUAUCUCUGCCAUUUCCGAGGGCUGCCGUGAUCUCAUGCUCAGCGAACUGAACCAGGUUCUGGAUCUCGUCAUUCCUGCCCUGCAACACCCGCAUCCUCGUGUUCGGUGGGCCGGCUGUAACGCUCUUGGCCAGAUGAGCACGGACUUCGCCCCCGCAAUGCAGAGCGAAUAUUACGACCGUGUCUUGAAGGCAAAUAUUCCAGUUUUAGACUCGCCUGAGCCUCGAGUCAAGUCUCAUGGUGCUGCUGCCCUGGUCAACUUCUGCGAAGAGGCUGAAAAAUCUACCCUGGAGCCAUAUUUGGAUGACUUGUUGUCUCAUCUCUUCAAUCUCCUCCAGAGUGAUAUGAGAUACGUGCAGGAGCAGGCUCUCUCAACUAUCGCUACUAUUGCUGAUGCCGCCGAGGCUGCAUUCUCAAAGUACUAUGACACUUUAAUGCCGCUUUUGGUGAACGUACUGCAAAAUCAAAGUGAAAAGGAAUACCGUCUUCUCCGUGCCAAGGCUAUGGAGUGCGCAACGCUGAUCGCGAUUGCCGUUGGAAAGGAGCGACUCGGUCAGGACGCCAUGACUCUGGUCAACCUGCUCGCUAAUAUCCAAGCUAGCAUUACUGAUGCAGAUGAUCCUCAAGCGCAGUACCUGAUGCACUGCUGGGGUCGCAUGUGUCGUGUUCUUGGCGCUGACUUUGUUCCUUUCAUGAGUAGCGUCAUGCCCCCCCUGCUCGAGCAGGCGAUGGCCAAGGCUGACAUUCAGCUCCUGAAUGACGACCAGGAAGCUGAGGCUUUGCAAGGUGAGGAGGGCUGGGAAUUUGUUCCUGUGAAGGGCAAAAUGAUUGGCAUUAGAACCAGUACCAUGGAAGACAAGCACAUGGCGAUCGAACUACUUGUUGUAUAUGCGCAGGUGCUCGAGGGCGCCUUCGCCCCGUACGUCGCUAACAUCAUGGAAGUCAUCGCCCUGCCCGGUCUGGCAUUCUUCUUCCACGAUCCCGUCAGAUACAUGUCGGCAAAACUGGUACCCCAGCUGCUGAUCUGCUAUAAGAAGGCCUAUGGAAGCCCAUCCAAUGAGCUAGCCGGAUUGUGGAACGCAAGUGUGGAGAAACUGAUCGAAGUUCUUGCCGCUGAGCCUGCUAUUGACACACUGGCCGAAAUGUACCAGUGCUUCUAUGAGUCCGUUGAGGUGGUGGGCAAAGACUGCCUCAAUGCAGACCACAUGACCAAGUUCAUGGAUGCUGUUCACUCCACUAUUGUUGACUACCAGGAGCGCGUUGCACAGCGAGCGGAAGAAAGAGAGAGUGCCACGGCGGAUGACGUGGAAGAUGAUGCAGAAGAGACACUUAUUGCCAUCGAAGAUGACCAAACGCUCUUGUCCGACAUGAACAAGGCAUUUCACUCCGUCUUCAAGAAUCACGGGGCCACCUUUCUUCCUUUAUGGGAAAAGCUUCUGCCAACAUAUGAAGGGUUUUUAACUUCUUCCGACCCUACUCAGCGUCAGUGGGGCUUGUGCAUAAUGGACGACGUGCUUGAGUACUGCGGUCCGGAAAGCAUUAGAUAUGCCAACUAUAUUUCACAGCCCCUUAUCGAUGGAUGCCAGAACUCGUCUCCUGCUGUUAGACAAGCGGCAGCCUAUGGUGUUGGUGUCGCUGCUCAUCGCGGAGGUGCGGCCUGGUCUCAAUUCUUGGGUGGCGCUCUGCCCAUCUUGUUUCGGGCUACACAAAUUUCCGAUGCACGGAAUGAUGACAAUGUCUAUGCUACUGAGAAUGCUUGUGCAUCGAUUGCCAAGAUCCUGCACUACAAUGCCAGCAGCGUUGGCGAUGUACAGGCUGUUAUCACACAAUGGAUUGAGACUUUGCCGAUUACCAAUGAUGAAGAGGCCGCCCCGUAUGCCUAUGCGUAUCUCGCAGAGCUUAUCGAUCAGGGCAACCCAACUGUUAUGGCCCAAGCAUCUAAGCUAUUCGUCUUCAUCGCACAGGCUCUUGAGGUUGAGACGUUGCGAGGUCAGACUGCAAACAGAGUGGCCAUAGCGACCAAGACAAUGCUUACAGCUGCUAACGUCGAUCCUAUGCCAUUGCUGCAGCGGUUUUCUCCGGAUGCUCAACGCACAAUCAUGGGUUUUUUUAGCUAG
This is a messenger RNA of Beauveria bassiana ARSEF 2860, 3288 nucleotides long. Its product is annotated as importin subunit beta-3. NCBI's taxonomy places the organism in Eukaryota, Fungi, Ascomycota, Sordariomycetes, Hypocreales, Cordycipitaceae. Gene Ontology annotation, biological process: protein import into nucleus. The transcript has 6 exons. Gene Ontology annotation, cellular component: nucleus; cytoplasm. Gene Ontology annotation, molecular function: nuclear import signal receptor activity; small GTPase binding. The record is from RefSeq and is a predicted model, not a curated record. The coding region runs from base 1 to 3288 and encodes 1095 amino acids.